Myripristis murdjan (pinecone soldierfish) is the source of this 3480-nucleotide messenger RNA. RefSeq names its product TGF-beta activated kinase 1/MAP3K7 binding protein 1 (gene tab1). Gene Ontology annotation, biological process: protein dephosphorylation. Bases 17 to 1537 code for a protein of 506 amino acids. Gene Ontology annotation, molecular function: protein serine/threonine phosphatase activity. Lineage: Eukaryota; Metazoa; Chordata; Actinopteri; Holocentriformes; Holocentridae. The record is from RefSeq and is a predicted model, not a curated record. Gene Ontology annotation, cellular component: cytosol. The transcript has 11 exons.
AGGAGUUCCGGCCAAGAUGGCAGCGCAGCGAAGGAAUUUGAUGCAAAGCCAUCAGAGCUGGACAGAUGACCUGCCUCUGUGUCAGAUGUGUGGCGUCGGCACGGCACCCAACUGUGUGUACGGCCCCGAUGGGAAAGGCAGCCAGAGUCACCCCAAUGAAGACGGACACUUGAGGUUCAGUGGCGAGGACGGCUGCUUCCUGUACGGGGUUUUUAACGGCUACGAUGGCAGCAGAGUGGCCAGUUUUGUCUCCCAGUGUCUGACGGCUGAGCUGCUGCUGGGGCAGCUCAACUCCAGUCACACAGACAACGACGUCCGCAGGAUCCUCACACAAGCCUUUGAUGUGGUGGAGAAGAGCUACUUUGAGACAAUAGAUGAUGCUCUGGCUGAAAAAGCUCACCUGUCCAACUUUGUCCUGCCGCACAAUGAGAAUGUGUCGUUCCACCAGCUCUCUCCUCAGAACCAGAAGGUGCAGGAGCGUCUGAAGGAGCUGGAGCAAGAAGUUUCAGGAGGAGCCACGGCCGUGGUGGCGCUCAUCCUCAACAACAAGCUGUACAUCGCCAACGUCGGUACAAACCGGGCUCUGCUGUGCAAGUCGAGCAGCGACGGCCAGAACCAGGUGCUCCAGAUCGGGCGACCCCACAACACCGACAACGAGGACGAGAUGCAGAGGCUGGCGGCUCUGGGGGUGGACUCGGCUCGGGUGCGGCAAGCAGGCCAGAUAGCGGGCCAGAGCAGCACCAGGAGGCUCGGAGACUACAGGGUCAAAUUCAGCUACACAGACCUCGACCUGCUCAGUGCGGCCAAGAGCAAGCCAGUCAUCGCGGAGCCAGAGAUCCAUGGCAGCCAGUCGCUGGACGGUGUGACGGGCUUCCUGCUGCUGAUGUCAGAAGGUCUCAUCAAUGCCCUGGAGUCCGCCCACGGCCCCGAACAGGCCAAUCAGGAAAUGGUUGCCAUGGUAGCAGCGGAGCUGGCCCAGCAGUCCAGUCUGGAGGCAGUGGCUCAGUCGGUGGUGGAGCGCGUCAAGCGGCUGCACCACGACGUCUACGUCUCCGGCUGCCAGAGGGCGCCAUACUGCUCGCGUCACGAGGACAUGACCCUGCUCAUCCGCACGCUCAACUACACGCUGGCCGACGGCGCGCUCACGCCCACGCAAGGUGGGCGGAUCUACCCGGUGUCGGUGCCCUACUCCAACAGCCAGAGCACCAGUAAGACCAGUGUCACCCUGUCGCUGGUGAUGCCCUCCCAGGGCACCCUCACCAACGGAACCAACACCGCCUCCACCCUGGAGGAGGGCACCCCCACACCUGGCAGUCAGAGCCCCACUGCCACCCUGCAGUCCACCAACACCCAGACGCAGAGCUCCAGCUCCAGCUCGGGAGACGGCAGCCUCUUCCGGCAGAGGGGCAGCCAGGCCGCUCAGCCCGACGAGACGGGCCGGGUGCCGCCCUACGUGGACUUCAGCCAGUUCUACCGCCUGUGGGGAACCGACCACAGCGACGGCCAGAGCACCCAAGGAGGCCUGGGACCCCAGUGAAGAGGAGAGGGAGGGUGGUGGGGUGUGUUGGAGGGUGGGAGGGUUGAUUGAAUGGAUGCUGUUGAUGUACCAUAACUAAAAAAGUGACCCGAAGGUGCUUGGGGGGACAGAUGGAGGAAGAACUGGGUUUUUCGGGGUCAUGCAGUUCAAGGGCUGGUGGAAAUAACCUCUUGACAUAUGGAGUGGCAUCGCUGCAGAAUUUAAAAUGGAAACAAAAUGAUGCUCCCCUCUCUGUAACAGAAGCCAGCUGUGUGCGUAUUCGCUGCUGUUGUGAUAAAAACACAUCUGCAGACACGGUCGCCGCAGACCUUGACGGUCCUUGAAAGUUUUAGCGUUUUAAGAAAGGCUUUAAAAGAGUCUGAACAUGAAUGGAUGUCCUGGAAAGUAGGUGAGUGUUUUUAUUAUUAUUAAAAUACUUCAGUAAUAAGCCUCGGUCGUGAUGCCCCGGGUCAAUCCAAAAUCCUAUUUAUCCACAAAUCAGGCCGAUUCAGAUGGAGGCAAGAGAGCGUUAUUGGGUCUGGCAGUGCAGGUCAGCUCUCAGCAUACUUAUAGAUUAAAUUCCAAAUACAUUAACAUAAUCAAUUUCUUAUUUCACCGGCGUCUUAAUGUGCUGCACCAUUUCUAUUUUCUCUGGAAACAGCAUCCAUAUGCAUGUCGCAUGCGCUCAACAGAGAAACCAAACAACAAGCAUCAGGCUGCUCAGAUUUUUGGGCUGGCUAGGCUCUCAUGGCGGAUCAGGCUCUUGUGGGUAUUUAAAAAAAAAAAAAAAAAAAAAAAAAGCUGGCUCUUCAGUUGCAAAGCCUUAGCUCUACCGAACGGAACAAAAUGCCAUGGUUGGUUUAGCCGAGCUAUUAGCCUGUUGCUGUUCUUGAUGCCAUCUAGUAGUCAGAUAAAAUCGUAUGGUGCACAUUUAAUUUUCAAAUCAAGUAUGGAGAAAUCAAGCAAACAUGCAGUUAUGUGUUUUUUUUUUUCACAACAGCAGUAAUAUGUAAUUUGUUGGAGUCUAUAUGCCUAUCAUGUAAGAAACAAGGUGAGAUGGAGCGCAUCUGUUCUUUAUCCUCACAACCCAAAACCUGAAGGUGGAGUUGUUCCGCCACAGACAGGGACUAGAAGUUCACGGGAUUUGGGAAGGCUGACGGGACAUUAUUCUUCGACAGCUAUGAUGCAUCAAAAGUAUGAAGCACGCCCCGCUCUUUGUACGCUGAACUCCAAACACAACAGCGAGGAAGAGGAAUGGAAGAGGCCUCGUCCCGCCGUCCGGAUGGUUUGGCAUUGAUGGAUCGGGAGCGCGGGAGGCUCGAGCGCCGGCAGACUCUGCUUGUAACGCGGCGGAGGAAAAAAUAUAAUCAGCCAUCACGGUUAACGUUCAGGGUGAGGGGAGGCUGGAGAAAGCUGGGAUUGGGGAUGGAGUGCGGGAACAGGUGUUGAUUGUCGAGGCGAAUGGAGCCAUUCAUCAAAGUCAAACAGUCGUCACUUUUCAAUGUUUCGCUCUUGUGUUUUCAGAAACAAAAUAACUUCAAUCGACAUCUACAGUAGUGGUACCAAAAUCUGUAUUUAUUGUCUAAUAUGACAUUUUAAAGGAAAAAUCCACUCUCUGAUACUGUAAUGUUGGUUAACUUUUUCAUGUGCAGUGAAUUUCAGGGGUUAUUAUGUGAUUAAGUGGUGUGAUUUCCUUUUUCAGUGUACCAAAUGUCCUCAGCCUGUCUCAUGUACUUCUCCCUCAGCGACUUCCUACAUUUCCCAGAGUGACUUGUGACAGCUCCCGGAGGAGGAGGAUGAUGAUGAUGAUGAUGAGGAGGAGGAGGGGGUGGGGGGGUUCUCCUGUGCUGUAUGUGUGCAGGUGGAGACAGCAAUAGCAAUAAUGCAAUAGGAAUUUAAAGCUGAGAAAAACCGAGCGGAGAGCGAACACUGCUGCACAAAAAAAAAAAAAAAAAAAAAAAAAA